GUUGUCUCCUCUUCUCCGAAGAAGAGAAGAGAAACCCUCUCCUCCUCUUCCCGCAAUGGCCGCCGCCGCCGCCGUCGCCCUCCUUCGCCGGAGCCUCGCUGCAGGCCCCGCCCCCGCACUGCUCCUCCGCCGCCAACUCCUCCUCCGCCUCCUCUCCACCCAGACCCAGACCCCCGCUGACCUUGCCCACCUCAAGAACUCCAUUCGCAGCGCCGCCCACACGCCGGACACCCUCGCCGACCUCUUCCUCUCCGGCCUCUCCCACCCCGCCUUCCUCGCCGACCGCCCUCUCUUCACCCUCUCCGUCCACCGCCUCGCCUCCGCCGGCCGCCGGGACCUCGUCGCCUCCAUACUCUCCUCCUCACUCACCUCCCUCCCCGCGCCCCACCCCUCCGAGGGCUUCCUCAUCCGCCUCAUCUCCCUCUACUCCGCCGCCGGCAUGCCCGACCACUCCCUCUCCACCUUCCGCAUCAUUAGCCCGCCCUCCGACCGGGCACUCUCCGCUCUCCUCUCCGCCUACCACGACAACCGCCUCUACGACCGAGCAAUCCAAGCCUUCCGCACCCUCCCCGCCGAGCUCGGCAUCAAGCCCAGCGUCGUCUCCCACAACGUCCUUCUCAAGUCCCUUGUUGCCAAUGGCGACGUCGCCUCCGCCCGCGCCCUGUUCGAUGAAAUGCCUGUGAAGGCUGGCGUUGAGCCGGACAUCGUCUCCUGCAACGAGAUCCUCAAAGGCUACCUCAACACGGCCGAUUACGCCGCCUUUGACCAGUUCCUCAAGGACAACACCACCGCCACUGCUGGUAAAAGGCGGCUCAAGCCCAAUGUUGGCACAUACAACCUCCGGAUGGCUGCACUGUGCUCCAAAGGGAGGAGCUUCGAGGCUGCUGAGCUGCUGGAUGCUAUGGAGGCAAAGGGCGUCCUGCCCAACCGUGGGAGCUUUAACACGGUCAUCCAGGGGCUCUGCAAGGAGGGGGAGGUGGGUGCCGCUGUCGCGAUAUUGAAGAGGAUGCCAGAGGUGCCGAGGCCAAACGGGAAGGGCGUGUCGCCCAACUCUGAGACCUACAUUACGCUGCUUGAGGCACUAGUCAACAAGGGCGUGUUUGGUCCUGCGUUGGAGGUGUUCAAGGAAUGCUUGGUGAACAAGUGGGCACCACCAUUCCAAGCUGUACAAGGACUGAUCAAAGGACUGCUCAAGAGCAGGAAGGUCAAACAUGCCAAGGAGGUUGCCAUGGCGAUGAGGAAGGUUGUCAAGGGUGAUGCCAAGGAGGAGUGGAAGAAGGUUGAGGCUGAAUUUUCAUUCGAGCCUACUGCUAAAAAAGCGUAACUGCUAGGAAUGGCGCAUGGCACAAUCAGAGCAUCAGUUAGACGAUUAUUUUCCACUUUCAAAUCUGUCCUCUUAUCUGCAUGUCUUUUUUGUGCUUGUAGCCAUCUCUAGUCAUUCAUUUGGUUUAGCACACAGGAUUCUUUUCCUGUACGAGGUAUUUGCAGUUUGAACAAAUACAAGUCGAGUACUACUCUUUGGUGGUUUAAAACGUAGGUGAUGUAACUUGAAUGAUCACAUAUGAUGCAACUAUUUCCCGUUCCUUGUAUCAAUUAUCUCAAACUUGGU
Molecule: messenger RNA, 1609 nt
Organism: Oryza brachyantha (malo sina)
Lineage: Eukaryota; Viridiplantae; Streptophyta; Magnoliopsida; Poales; Poaceae
Product: pentatricopeptide repeat-containing protein At1g61870, mitochondrial-like
Exons: 1
Coding region: 56-1324 (422 amino acids)
Molecular function (GO): protein binding
Source: RefSeq, a predicted model, not a curated record